Molecule: messenger RNA, 411 nt
Organism: Pleurotus ostreatus (oyster mushroom)
Lineage: Eukaryota; Fungi; Basidiomycota; Agaricomycetes; Agaricales; Pleurotaceae
Exons: 4
Coding region: 1-411 (136 amino acids)
Cellular component (GO): fungal-type cell wall
Molecular function (GO): structural constituent of cell wall
Source: RefSeq, a predicted model, not a curated record
AUGAAGUUCACAUCCGUCAUUGCUCUCGUCGCUACCGCAGCCACCCUCGUUGGUGCAGUCCCCUUCGAGACCAACGCUGAGCGUCUUGCCCGUGGUCUCCCUCCUCUCCCCCCUGCGCGCCGUGCAUCUGGUGUUGAAGCUGCCAAACCUAAGCCGUCACCUUCCCAUGGGUGCAGCACAGGCCCUGUACAAUGCUGCAAUGACCUUGUGGAUCGGAGUAACCACACCGUCGGCAUUUUGAUUGGCCUCCUCGGUAUCGUUCUCGGGCCCGUAACUGGCUUGUUUGGUCUUGGUUGCAGUCCCCUCCUCGGCGGAGGAGCGAAAUGCCAAUCCCAGACCGUCUGCUGCUCCGACAACAAGUUCAGCGGUAUUAUCAACAUUGGCUGCUCCCCCAUCAACAUCGGCUUGUGA